AUGGAGCCCACCGCUGGUGACUUACAGCUUGUGCCUGGGACAGCAAAGGAAGUCCCAGCUCCCUACACCUCGUGCUGCCGCAUGGCCCUCUGCGUUGUUGUGGCCACCAGCACCAUCAUGGUCACCCUGGGAGUCCUCAUGGCCGUGCCAUGUGUCAAAUGCUCCGUCAUCACGUGUGACCCGUGGCUGCCACGUGGGGCAGGGCAGUUUGUGAGCAGCUUUCGGGAGACCGAGUUGGAGGCCAGCUGUGUGCGCUGCACCGUGCUAAGUUACAGGGAUGGGAAUUCCAGCGUCUUCGUGCAUUUCCGGCUGCACUUCCUGCUGCAAGCCUCGCAGUCACUGAGUCUGGGCCUAGAGGAGGAGCUGUUGCAGCAGGGACUCCGAGCGAGGCUGCAGGGGCACGGUAUCCCCCUGGCUGCCCACGGCACCAUUGUGUCCGCCCAGCUCACAGGCAACCAAAAAGCGCCGUGGACAGAAAGAGAUUUAAAAUCAGGUCACUGCCCAGGGAACACCUUUUCCUGCCGCAACGGCCAGUGUGUGACCAAAGUGAACCCGGAGUGUGACGACAGAGUGGACUGCUCCGACGGAUCUGAUGAGGCCCACUGUGACUGUGGUCUACAGCCCGGCUGGAAGACAGCCGGCCGGAUCGUGGGUGGCGUGGAAGCGUCCCCGGGAGAGUUCCCGUGGCAAGUCAGCCUUCGAGAAAACAAGGAACACUUCUGUGGGGCUGCUGUCAUCGGGGCCAGGUGGCUGGUGUCCGCGGCCCACUGCUUCAGCGGAUUCCAAGACCCGGCGGAGUGGGUGGCCUACGCAGGCACGACCCACCUCAGUGGCGCAGAGGCCAGCACGGUGCGGGUGCGCGUGGCCCGCAUCACCCCGCACCCCCUGUACAACCCGGACACGGCCGACUUCGACGUGGCGGUGCUGGAGCUGGACGGCCCGCUGGCCUUCGGCAGGCACGUCCAGCCCGUGUGCCUGCCUGCCGCCACGCACGUCUUCCCGCCGCGGAGGAAGUGCCUCAUCUCCGGCUGGGGCUACCUCAAGGAGGACUUCCUGGUCAAGCCAGAAACGCUGCAGAAAGCCACAGUGGAGCUGCUGGACCAGGGCCUGUGUGCCAGCCUGUACGGCCACUCGCUCACCGACAGGAUGCUGUGUGCCGGCUACCUGGACGGGAAGGUGGAUUCCUGCCAGGGCGACUCGGGAGGCCCCCUAGUCUGCGAGGAGCCCUCUGGCAGGUUCUUCCUGGCCGGCAUCGUGAGCUGGGGAAUAGGUUGUGCGGAAGCCCGACGCCCCGGCGUCUAUGCCCGAGUGACCAGGCUGCGUGACUGGAUCCUGGAGGCCAUCGCCACGGCAGGCCGGCCUCUGGCCCCCACGGCGGCUCCCGCCUCCACCACCGCCAGCACUGCCCGGCCCACCAGUCCUGAGAGCCCCGCCAGGCCCACUCUGGGCCUCAGCGCCGCGCCUCCCGACUCAGUCACCGCCUCUAAGCCACAAGAGUGCGGGGCCAGGCCCGCCAUGGAGAAGCCCACUCGGAUCGUGGGCGGGCUGGGAGCCGUGUCCGGGGAAGUGCCCUGGCAGGUCAGCCUGAAGGAAGGUUCCCGGCACUUCUGUGGCGCCACCGUGGUGGGGGACCGCUGGCUGCUGUCGGCCGCCCACUGCUUCAACCACACGAAGGUGGAGCUGGUGCGGGCCCACCUGGGCACCGCGUCCCUCACGGGCGUCGGCGGAAACCCAGUGAAGAUGGGGCUCAAGCGCGCAGUGCUGCACCCCCAGUACAACCCCGGCAUCCUGGACUUCGAUGUGGCCGUGCUGGAGCUGGCCGGGCCCCUGGGUUUCAACAAGUACAUCCAGCCUGUCUGCCUGCCCCUGGCUAUCCAGAAGUUCCCCGUGGGCCGGAAGUGCAUGAUCUCCGGCUGGGGUAACACACAGGAGGGAAACGCCACCAAGCCUGACAUUCUGCAGAGAGCGUCUGUGGGCAUCAUAGACCAGAAGGCGUGCAGCGCACUCUACAACUCCUCCCUCACGGACAGGAUGCUCUGCGCCGGCUUCCUGGAGGGCAAAGUGGACUCCUGCCAGGGCGACUCCGGGGGACCCCUGGCCUGCGAGGAGGCCCCUGGUGUGUUUUACCUGGCGGGGAUUGUGAGCUGGGGGGUCGGCUGCGCUCAGGCCCAGAGACCUGGCGUGUACGCUCGAAUCACCAGGCUGAAGGGCUGGAUCCUGGACACCAUGUCCUCCGGGCUCCUCCCCACCGCGAGGACCCCCGCCACCAGGCAGUCCUCUGGGACGGCAGCGGCCUUCACAGUCCCGGGAGUCCCGGCCAGCACAGCCACCCCCUCGGCCACCAGCAGGGCAACCAGCCAGCCCGCCAACAUGACUGCAGCCACCGUAAGCGCCACUGCUGGGGGACAGACACCCCUCCCAGACGCCCCGAGGACCACCGUGGGCUUCCAGCCACCAGGUUUAGGGGCUCGCUGCAGCGAGGCAGCCCGCACACCUUCAGAACCAUUGCACGGCUCCCAGACCAAGGAAGGGUCUGGGGGCACAGAGGGGGUGGAUGGCAUCGAAAAGAAGCAGUCUCUGUUGGCUGCGGGCCCAGUCGGCCACAUGCCAGGGGUCCGGGCAAGGGUCGUCUAG
This is a messenger RNA of Puma concolor (puma), 2634 nucleotides long. The record is from RefSeq and is a predicted model, not a curated record. NCBI's taxonomy places the organism in Eukaryota, Metazoa, Chordata, Mammalia, Carnivora, Felidae.